AUGGAGAACUCGGUAGAGUCACAACGGCUGCGGCGGCCUCGUUCGCGAACCGCUUGGGGAUGCCCUGUGUCUACCAUAAUAGUCACAAUCCUUGGUCUUCUUCUGGUAUUUGGCAUUGUGCAAUCAUACUUGACGCUCCAGAUUGAUCCUCAGGGGUGUAAGACACCAAGCAUGCUGCCGACUUAUAUUAAACUGGGUGGAUUUGACACGGAACACACCCGAUUUGCGAGCAAGUACAAUCUCUAUUUAUAUCGGGAGCGAGGUGUAGAUGACUACAGUGAGGAAGAUAUUGGCCUCAAGGGAGUUCCCGUCCUCUUCCUUCCGGGAAACGCAGGGAGCUACCGACAAGGACGUUCGCUUGCUUCUGAAGCCUCCUUAUACUUUCAUAAUGUGCUGCAACACGAUCAAGACCGGAUUAAGGCCGGUACCCGGAGCUUGGAUUUUUUUAUGGCAGACUUCAACGAAGAUAUGGCUGCGUUCCAUGGCCAAACUAUACUCGAUCAAGCUGAAUAUAUAAACGAUGCCCUUUCAUACAUAUUAUCGCUUUACCACGAUCCGCACCGAGUCAGAAGGGACACUGACCUACCGGACCCUGUAUCAGUCAUACUGAUAGGACAUUCCAUGGGCGGAAUCGUAGCUAGGACAGUCCUCACCAUGGCCAACUACCAGGCGAAUUCUGUGAACUCUAUUAUCACAAUGUCUACACCGCAUGCCAGACCACCCGUAUCUUUCGAUUCUGACCUAAUGAGCACCUAUAAGCAGAUCAAUUCAUACUGGCGUGAGGCCUAUUCAGAGAGAUGGGCGAACAAUAACCCGCUUUGGCAUGUGACUCUUAUUUCCAUUGCCGGCGGCGGUGGGGAUACUAUUGUGCCAUCAGAUUAUACAAGUCUAUCCUCCUUGGUCCCUGAUACCCAUGGUUUCACGGUUUUCACUAGCACAAUGCCCAAUGUUUGGACCGGAGUGGAUCAUCUUUCCAUUGCAUGGUGCGAUUCGUUGAGGAAGGCUGUUGUUCGGUCUAUUUUUGAUGUGGUCGAUGUUAGACGUGCCACUCAAACAAAGCAACGCGCUGAGCGCAUGAGUGCCUUUAGGAAAUGGUUUCUCACUGGAAUCGAGCCAAACGCGGAAAAACGCCUACCAAAUAAAGAGCCAACCACGCUCUUGACUCUCGAUGAAAACACCAAUUCAAUGCUAAAACAAGGAGAACACUUGGUCUUGCGCGGAUUCGGCCACCAUGACGGCCCUAAGGCUUACCUCAUCCCCGUUCCGCCAAGAGGAGGCGUUCCUGGGAAGAAAUUUACUCUCUUAACAGAUCAAAAUGUGGAAGCUUCAGGAGCUGGGAAGCUUGAAAUUUUGUUUUGUAGCGACCCUCCCUCUCGUGCUGGGCAAUCUGCAACUUUGCUCUCUUUGAACCUUGAUCUAUCUGGAGGAAAUGCUGCCUCACCUCGAUUGGUCUGCAAAAGUAGCUACGAGGACGUGAUACAUAUCCCAGCAUCAACUCGGUCUUCAAAAUCCGCCUUCGACGACACCCCUCCCUUUUCGUACUUCCAAUAUGGCCUGGAGGAUCUGACGGAAUACCAGUUUGUGGCUAUUGUCGACAAACAUGAGAAAUCCACCCCUGGUUUCCUGGUUGCGGAGUUCUCUGACAGCUCAGAUUCGGUCAUUCCUACUAGAGUCAGCCUUGGCCGGCUGCUGAGCGCUGGUUUAACGAUUCUGCUUCCAGCUGACAGACCAUUGAUGACUGAUAUAAAAGUUCCGGCUCUACAGUCUAGUUUACUGGCCUAUAAACUCAAACUCAAGAGACAAGGUUGUAAAGCUGAUUCAGAGCUUUUUGCACCAAUAGUUCGCCAGUAUAUAUCUGACCCAUACGAAUCGAAGUUUUUCGUCAAUGUGAAGGCGAUUGAUGUCAAUCUUCAUGGGGUUGCGCCAUACAUGCCCCCGCAUAUUAGGGAUAAUCCGGCCGGAAGCGGUAUAUCAUUCCAGCUUUGGUCAGAUCAGAGCUGUAAUUCACCUCUCCAACUGUCGCUACACGUUGAUGUGCUUGGAAGCUUGGGUAGGCUUGCUAUGAGAUACCGAACUGUGUUUGCCGCAUUCCCUCUCGUGAUUGUAGCGAUGGUUCUUCGCAAGCAGUUCAGGGUCUAUGACCAAACAGGCGUUUUCAUCAAUUUCUCCGAAAGUUUAGAACUCUGUGUUCGUUCUUCAUUACCUCUUACUUUCCUUGGUUUCUCACUUUUGGCUACCACUUUGGCAACUUCCAAGUCCGUGGUGACUCAAGGUGUGCAAUCUAGAUGGCAGUCGAAUGCAACGGAAGCACCAAUAGACUAUGGAAAAAAUGAUCUCUUGUUAGGCUCCCAGGACACAUUCUUCUGGUUCCUGGUUCCCCUUUUCGGAAUCAUUAGUGUGGGUGCAUGUGUCGUCGUUAAUUAUGCGGCAAUGACUAUUGUCUAUCUACUCGAACUUCUUCGCUCAAUGGUGGCCGCUAGGCAGGGGUAUAUUAAACAUGAGAACGGAAGGACCGCACCCUUACUGUGGAAUCUAUCCGCAAGGCAUCGGAUAGUGAAUGCAGUUAUCCUACUUUUCCUAGUAGCCACAUUUAUCCCGUACCAGUUUGCAUAUGUGGUGGCCUGCAUUGUCCAAUUGAUCACAUGUGUACAAGCAUCUUCCCAUGCUCGUGAAACAGUGAGUAACAGCUUUCUCCAUUCCAUCUCGUUAUUCGAUAUAAUUUUAUUGACCGAACUGAAGCGAUCGGGCACUCACGCCAACCUUAACAAUUUUGCGCAUUCGAUUCUUGUCCUUAUGCUUUGGAUUCUUCCGAUCAAUAUCCCUGUUCUCAUAGUCUGGGGCCACAACCUUGCAGUACACUGGUUCACGCCCUUUUCCUCUCAUCAUAAUGUGUUAUCAAUAAUGCCUUUCAUACUUCUUGUCGAAACCUUAACUACCGGAGCCAUGAUACCCCGGGUCACAUCUAACUUCAAAUAUAUUACUUCCGCCCUAUUCUUCUUCCUCGCCGUUUAUGCUGCGAUAUACGGCGUUACAUAUGCUUACUUACUGCACCACAUCGCCAACUUCGUCGUCACCUGGCUCGUGGUGCUAUAUUUCUUCGGAAAUGGCUUGUCAAUGCCGAACCUUGAUCGGAUAACCCGCCUAUCAUCAGACUUCUCCGAUUCCGACUUUUCAAACGGCCACAUCAAGAAACUACCUUGA
Microsporum canis CBS 113480 is the source of this 3201-nucleotide messenger RNA. RefSeq names its product GPI inositol-deacylase. NCBI's taxonomy places the organism in Eukaryota, Fungi, Ascomycota, Eurotiomycetes, Onygenales, Arthrodermataceae. The coding region runs from base 1 to 3201 and encodes 1066 amino acids. Gene Ontology annotation, biological process: endoplasmic reticulum to Golgi vesicle-mediated transport; GPI anchor metabolic process. Gene Ontology annotation, cellular component: endoplasmic reticulum. The record is from RefSeq and is a predicted model, not a curated record. The transcript has 6 exons. Gene Ontology annotation, molecular function: phosphatidylinositol deacylase activity.